UUCCGGGUGUCAAUAUGCGGCUCGGUGCGGCGCUGGGAACCAGAACCACAGGAAAGAUGUGAACCCACGAACCUGCAGCCACCUGCCUCCGCCGAGACGUUCCACCCGACCCUGCAUUCAAAGUGCGUCGUUCCCCGGCUGCCUCGCCACCCAGCCGCUCGCUGCUUUACCGCCCCCGGAGGAGCAGCAGCAGCGGAGCGUCUGCCGUCAAGCAGCCAUCUUUUGUGAGAGAAUGUCCGGGGCGACGCGGCGGGCCUCCUCGGGUUCCAGCCGGGGCCGGAGCCUGGUGAUGCUGCUCAGUGCGCCGCUGCUGCUGUCGGCCGCGGGGCUCCUGUCUGGCUUCCCCGGAGUCGCCGAGGCCAAGGACUGCGACAAAGCGUGCCUGAACGGCCAGUGCAACAACGCCACCGGCAGCUGUGUGUGCUUCCCCGGCUGGGUUGGAGACCUCUGUCAGCACUGCGGAGGACGAUUCAGGUUAACUGGACCCUCUGGGCAUCUCACUGAUGGACCUGGAAACUACAAGUACAAGACCAAGUGCACGUGGCUCAUUGAAGGACAGCCCAAUUCAGUGCUGCGAUUGAGGUUUAACCAUUUUGCAACUGAGUGCAGCUGGGACCACCUCUACGUCUAUGAUGGAGACUCCAUUUACGCCCCCCUGCUGGCUGCUUUCAGCGGCCUGAUUGUUCCGGAGCGCUCGGCGAAUGAGACGGUUCCUGAGGUGCUUUCCACUUCGGGCUACGCUCUGCUGCACUUCUUCAGCGAUGCUGCCUACAACCUGACCGGCUUCAACAUUUCAUACCAGGUGAAUAUGUGCCCCAACUACUGCUCCAAUCACGGAGAGUGCCGCGUGCAAAACGCCACCGGCUCCGUGUAUUGUGAGUGUGAAGCCAACUGGAAGGGAGAAGCUUGUGACACGCCGUACUGCCAGGGCGACUGCGGCCACCCUGAGCAAGGCCAGUGCGAGGACAAGAGUUGUGUUUGCAAGCAAGGAUGGCAAGGUCCAGACUGCUCUGUCCCAGUGCCAGCUAACUCCUCUUUCUGGACCAGAGAGGAGUACAGCGAGCCCGGACUGGCCCGGGCGGCCCACAAGGCCGUCGUGGACCAGGGUCUCAUGUGGGUCGUCGGCGGUUACGUCUUCAACUCGUCAAACUAUCAGAUGGUGAAAGCGUACAACCUCACGAGCAAGGCUUGGUUGACCCUUGAGCCGUCUGUCAACACUGUUACGCCACGAUACGGUCACUCCCUGGCUCUGCAUGAGGGAGCCAUGUACAUGUAUGGAGGGAAAAUCGACUCAACAGGCAACGUGUCCAGUCAGCUCUGGGUUUUCCACAUCCAGAACCAAACCUGGGUCCUGCUAACCCCCCGGGCCAAAGAUCAGUAUGCUGUGGUGGGUCAUUCAGCCCACAUUGUGCCCCCCCUACAGGAGGGAGACAGCCCUGUCAUGCUGGUUGUGUUCGGACACUGCCCUCUGUACGGAUACAUCAGCCAGGUCCAGGAAUAUGACAUCGUGCGCAACACUUGGAGCGUGGUGUCAACAGAUGGGGCACUGGUGCAGGGCGGCUACGGUCACAGCAGUGUCUUCGACGGCAACACUCGAGCCAUUUACAUUCAUGGGGGCUACAAGGCCUUCAGCGCCAACAAGUAUGGCUUGGCAGGAGAUCUCUACAAGCUGGAUGUCGACAGGAGGAAAUGGACCAUCUUAAGAGAUUCUGGCUUCUUCCGGUACCUCCACACCGCGGUGAUCGUCAGCGGCACCAUGCUGGUUUUCGGCGGAAACACACACAACGACACGUCCAUGAGCCACGGUGCAAAGUGCUUCUCCUCAGACUUUAUUGGCUACAAUUUAGCAUGUGAUGAGUGGACCGUCCUGCCUCGACCGGACCUGUACCAGGACGUCAACCGCUUCGGCCAUUCUGCAGUCUUCAGUGACAGUGAAAUGUACGUGUUCGGUGGCUUCAACAGCCUGCUCCUCGACGACGUCCUCAUAUACACCUCGCCUAGCUGCUCGGCAUUUUCCACCUCCGUCGCCUGCACUCAGGCCUGGCCGGGAAUCCACUGCAUGUGGAACAACACUCAGGGGACGUGUCAGCCAUGGGAGAGCAGCAGCAGCAGCAGCAUCGCGGCAGAGAUGCAGCCUCAGUUUAUGUCCUCUUGCAACGCCAGAUCAUAUGCGGAUAGCGAAAGGUGUGAUCAGUACUCAGACUGCUACAGCUGCACCGCCAACACCAACGGCUGCCAGUGGUGUUCGGGCCAAUGUGUUUCUCUGGGAAGCAACUGCACCGCAGCUCUGGGAGCCAUAGCGGAGUUCGAAGUUUGCCCAAAGGACAAUCCAACUUUCGUCUGCCAAAAGAAAACCAGCUGCAAAAGCUGUGCUGUGGAUCAGAACUGCCAGUGGGAGGCACGCAACCAGGAGUGCAUCUCACUUCCAGAGAACGUGUGCGGCGAAAGCUGGCAUCUGGUGGGCAAUUCCUGUCUGAAGUUUAUUACAGCUAAUGACUCCUACGACAACGCCAAGCUGGCGUGUCGCAGCCACAACGCCGUCCUGGCUUCGCUGACCACCCAGAAGAAGGUGGAUUUCGUCCUGAAGGAGUUGCAGAUAAUGAGUGUGGUGUACAAAGCCUCUGUGACUCCGUGGGUGGGGCUGAGGAAAAUAAACGUGUCCUACUGGUGCUGGGAGGACAUGUCGCCGUUCACCAACACUUCUCUUCAGUGGCUGCCCGGCGAGCCCAGCGACGCAGGCUUCUGCGGCUACCUUGCCGAGCCUGCUUCCAGUGGACUGAAAGCCCAAACCUGCAUCAGUCCCGUCAACGGCAGCCUGUGUGAGCGUCCGGCCAAUCACAGCGCCAAGCAGUGCCGAACGCCGUGCGCCAUGCGGACCACCUGCACCGACUGCACCAGCAGCAGCUCCGAGUGCAUGUGGUGCAGCAACAUGAAGCAGUGCGUCGACUCCAACGCCUACGUGGCCUCCUUCCCCUUCGGCCAGUGCAUGGAGUGGUACACCAUGAGCACCUGUCCACCUGAGAACUGCUCCGGCUACAGGACCUGUGGUCAGUGUCUGGAUCAGCCGGGGUGUGGCUGGUGCACGGACCCCAGUAACACAGGCAAAGGCCAGUGCAUCGAGGGCUCGUACCGAGGUCCCUUCCAAACGUCCGUUCCCGCUCCAUCGACUCAACCUGGACCUGCUGCCGACCCCCAGCCGGCUCUGAACUCCAGCAUGUGUCCCAGCGAAGCCAAGUACAACUGGUCCUUCAUCCACUGCCCCGCGUGCCAGUGCAACGGUCACAGCCGCUGCGUCAACCAGAGCGUGUGUGAGAAGUGCGAGGACCUCACCACCGGCCGGCACUGCGAGAGCUGCAUCUCCGGAUUCUACGGCGACCCCACCAACGGGGGCAGCUGCCAGCCCUGCAAAUGUAACGGCCAUGCCAGCAUGUGCAACCCCAACAACGGCAAAUGCUUCUGCACCACCAAAGGAAUUAAAGGAGACCGCUGCCACUUGUGUGAAGUGGAGAACCGUUACCAAGGCAACCCUCUUAAAGGAACCUGCUACUACACACUUCUCAUCGACUACCAGUUCACCUUCAGCCUGUCGCAGGAGGACGACCGCUACUACACCGCCAUCAACUUUGUGGCCACACCGGAGGAGCCGAAUCGGGAUCUCGAUAUGUUCAUUAACGCGUCCAAGAAUUUCAACCUGAACAUCACCUGGGCCACCAGCUUUACAGCGGGAACGCAGACGGGCGAAGAGAUCCCCAUCGUGUCACGGAGCAACAUCAAGGAUUUCAAAGACAGUUUCUCCAACGAGAACUUUGAUUUCCGCAACAGCCCGAACAUCACCUUCUUCGUCUACGUCAGCAACUUCACAUGGCCCAUUAAGAUCCAAAUCGCCUUCUCACAACACAGUAACUUCAUGGACUUGGUGCAGUUUUUCGUCACGUUUUUCAGCUGUUUCCUGUCACUGCUCCUGGUCGCUGCUGUGGUUUGGAAGAUAAAACAAAGCUGCUGGGCAUCACGGCGGAGAGAGCAACUGCUGAGGGAGAUGCAGCAGAUGGCCAGUCGGCCUUUCGCCACCAUCAACGUCGCCUUGGAGACAGACGAGGAGCCGCCUGACCUAAUAGGUGGCAACGUCAAGUCGGUUCCAAAACCCAUCGCCCUGGAGCCCUGCUUCGGGAACAAAGCCGCCGUGCUCUCCAUUUUUGUGCGAUUACCCCGAGGAAGCGGUGGCAUCCCUCCUCCAGGACAGUCUGGUCUGGCAGUGGCCAGUGCCCUGGUGGACGUCUCUCAGCAAAUGUGUCUAGGCUACAAGGAGAAGUCCGGGGGCCUGAGGAGCCGCAAACAGCAGCCUGCGGCGCAGCCCUCCACCUGCAUCUGACCGCACCCCUGACCCUCCAUCAGGGACUGAGCCGGCCGGGCCGGGAGAGGUGCGUGCUGCGAGGCGCCGGGGCCUCUCCGCCCCGAUAAGGGACCUCUCAUGAACCCGGAGGAGGAGGAAGACGGGGUGAAUGUUUGCCCUCUAAAAACACGCCUUGCUGCUAGAAGAGCUCUUCAUCUGAUAGAUUUAAUAGACUGUACAACCAACAACGUUCGAUGUUUUACCUAAUUUAUUGUUGUUUUAGCGCGGGAACUUGCUGGAAACCUCCUGCUUUGCACACACACACACACACACACACACACACACACACACUAUUCCCAAAAUGCCUUGCUGCCGUACUCCUGAGUUGCCCAUUUCCUCGGACUUGUGCUCAGUUUGGCCUCUGAGCAGGAAAACAACGUCUUCCUUUAAUGAAGAUUCGCAGACUGAAAGUAUCUGGAACGGCUCAGAGUUUUCAAACCGGUGUCAGGAGCAAGCAUCCGGACCUCGCCGGCGCCAGUCACAGCAGAACGCUCUCACCCACGUGGCUGCAAGGCUGUGCAGAGCAGAGCCAGGCCUCUCUCCAGGUAAUGUGGCAGUUCUUGCACAGUGUUUUGUUUUCCGGAUCGUCUCUCGGGCAGCUCCUGAACAGGUCUCUGUUAUGAGGCUAGUCUGAUCCUGAAGUGGACCCAGCUCGCUGCCACUGCACUGGUCUUUUCUUUGAACCCUACUAACUUGUGAUUUUUUUUUUUUUAAUCUGUUUUGGAGCGACACCUUGUGUGAGUCAGGUCCUGCAACAUGACUAAAUCAUCUCCCGUAGCUUGAGUCCGUGUGUGUGCUUCACUCCUGCGUCCGUCCGGUCGGUCCUUAUUAGCCUCUCGAUCAAAAACAUCCAGGCGUGUGGGUCAGAAGUUUGACCAACCUGGGACAGGCCCGGAACAAACUGAAGGAAGUUGCUUUGGGGGACAAGAAGCGUAGAAGACGUCAUAAACGUGUUGCUGCCCUCCGUACCAGUAACCGCGAUCAAGCUAGCUCAAUAUUCCCGCAGUAUAACUCGAGACAUUUCCUGAGACCUUGUGAUUGUUUUGUGUAGCUUUUUGUUUGAUGAUGAUGAACACUUUGUUUCAUGAAGCCUCAUUGGCCCCAUCACUACUUGACAGUGAAAAAGAAAGAGUCUCAGGAUUUCCAGAGCACUGUAGGUGGCGUCAUUGGCUUGAGGUUUCAUUCAAAUAGGUAUUUAAAGCCAAUGAUUUUAGUGCCACCUAGUGGCCUCUGAAAAUGAAGACACUGUUUCAUGAAGCCUCAUAAGAUCAUCUAAACUGUGAAGCGUAGCAGGAGUUUGAACUGUGGCAGUGCGUCAUGGGACUCUGAGUGCUACUGGACGGGCCGCGCACAGAGCCAGCUGAAAGAUCAAAGAUGUUCUUGCGUUGUCAGUUUUCUUCCGACUCACUCGUAAUUCUACUUUCACGCUGUGAUGUAGCUUUUCUCACCAUUGUUAUGCUAAACUAGCGCAGAACCAGACUGUACGCUAGUGAUGUGCUAGUGAGGCUUCAUGAAACAGAGUCCUCAUUUUCAGAGCCCACUAUGUGGCGCCGUGUGCUCUAAAGUCUUUGGAUUUGAGAAACCACUUCACAUUGUUUUUGAACCGAAAGCGCCAUCUGCUGAGCUCUGAAAAUACUGACACAGUUUCAUGAAGCCUCCUGAGCCCGUCACUGCUGCAUACAUUAAGUUGGCGGAGGAUGAUGACAGCUCGCGGUUGAUAUCACAAGUGUGAUGGAAGGAAAGUUCUCAUGCAUAGGUUCAUGAAUGUGUUUGUGGUCCUGGUAUGCCAGCGUCAUGAGGGAGAGGACGCCAGUCCAACUCAAGACACUAGUAGAGCGCAAACCUCCACCAAGCCAAACCAAUGAAAAGUCAAGCCAAGGAAAACAUAACCACCUUGUGGGAGGUAGUUGGUUAGCAUCUAACACGUGAAGUGAGAAAGACUUUUGUCGUUGAGUUGAAAUGAUCCGUCAAAACAAAGUGCCGCCAAGUCAGUGGCGGCUAACGGCUCUUCCGACACAAGUCCCAUUAAGUGGAGCAUAUUAAUCGAAGCGUUGCAUGUGAUGAAUUCUGCCGCCGUGCAUGCGCUUUACAGCUCACCAUCUGGAUAAAGGGCAAACUCUUAGCACUGAGAAAAGGUCAGCGCAGGAAGCAUGAACCAGUUGACAUUCUGUAAUUUCAGAGCGCUGGAUGUGCCGACAAGCGCCGUCACCGCGGAUGUGCGGCGAAGAAGCGCUUCAUUAUCCCUGCAAGGUCCGGGGCGCGACAGACGGCUUUCGUUCGGAUCGCUCCACCAUCUUCGCUUACAAGUUCAGAUCCUUUACAGGGAUGAGGCUUCAUGAAACAGUGUCACGACUCAGAGCUGCACAGGUGUGCUUUAAAAUGACUUGCUUUGAAAUAUGUGUUUGAAGAUGAAGAUUUUAGAUCAGACAGCACCAUCUAGUUGGUAAAUGAGCACACUGUUUCAUGAAGCUUCAUCAGCCCAUCACUACUUUACCAGGAGCGUGUUUCAGUCGUGGUCGCUCAGGUCAGCUCAGCUCAGGAGAGGACCCGGGGUCAGAUGGCAGCAGUCUACUUCUGACACCAUUUGUCGCGCCCUGUCCUCACACGCUCCAGACUGACUCGCGCUGAACUGGCAGGGAAAUAUUCAGCCGCUCAUUUGGGGAAGAUGAAGCGUAUUCCGGCUCUGAGUCAAACUCCUCUCUCUUAAAAACACACACUCGCUGUCAGCCAAACUUCCCACACACGAGCGAAAGGUUUCAAAAGAACCGUAAAUAAAAGUUCUGUAAUGGGCUCUGGCUCCUGCCCACGGAGGGUUUUUACAUUUUAAUGGUUCUGGAUCUGUGAAUGCGCGGCGCUUUCUUUGCUCACGUUCUGUGCAGCGUCUCUGCCGCGACCCUCCAGCAGGAAGUAGCUGCGGCGGGGUUGCGCUCCGUGUGGGCGGACCUCGCCGCGCCUCCCUGCCGCGCCUCACGGAACACCAAGCGUCGCCGCGCCGUUGUCUCAUCACUGAACAUGUGUUUUGAAGCGGAGUUUGCCUCCUACGUUUGUCAAGACGGCAGCGUCUGCUGAAAGGAAAAACGUUUACGUCAGAGAUGAACAGUCGACGACUGCUGCUCCUCUGUUGUCCAGAAAUCACUGACCAACAAGUCCAACUAACGUGUCGCAGAGCGCUGACUUUUUCGGUGAGAAAAAAGUAAAGACUUGCAAAACAUUAAUCCAAAAGUGUUGAAAUUACUUUCAGUAAAUAAUCUUUGUAGAACAAGUGUUUGCUCUGCUUAUCAAUUUCCAAAAAAAGAUCAAUCAUUGAUCUGAUCUAAACAUGUUUUACUUCUUGACUUUUUCAAUGAAAUCUGUGUUGUGUACUUCUCCCAAGUGAAUGUAUUAAACAGACUUUGAGUCAAUGUACUUCAGUUAUGGUUCAAAUGAAAAGUAGAUAUUUAUUUUUCCCCCUAAUAAUUUACCUGUUGAAUUUCACCUCAAAAUUUUAUUCCCACUUUAAUUUUCCCGUACAUUACUUCUACUGUUGUGGUGCAUUGAGGGUGGGAGCGCGUUUAACGUUGCUACUGUGGCAGUUGGACUUUGCGUCGCCCGUGACUUGCACCUUAACUUAAAAGUCGCAAUGUUUCCGUCAUAAAUACGAAUCUGACGCUUGAAUAAAUCGGCUAUGAGAUGCUGAGCUGUUUCAAGAUCAACUGCUCGACCUCUUGCCACGAAACGUCUCCAGUGACGUUGAUAUUUAUGCUAAUGCUAAAGCUAACCAUGCGAAAUGCGCUAGUGAGAUCAUUUGUGGUGUGUUUCUAGCGUGAUGAAGAAGGGAUCGCGACUGUUUGACUGUUAAAUGCUAGAAAAGUUGAAUGUCCACUGUCGGCAUGAAUCGCAUUUUAGAAAUCCGACUUAGUCACCUUGAAUUUACCCCAAACAGCUCAAGUGUUUUGUCGUAGCGGCGCGUCUUUUCCUUUUUAGUGAGGUUUGAAUUGGAAAUCUGAGCCUCUGCUCUCAGCUCCUGAACGAUGCAAUAAAUCCAGAAAGAUGAGCACAAGUGAAUCAAAUCUGGGUCGGACCUCAGAACACCGCUGGCUGACUUCAGAUGUCUAUAGAGUCUAACUCUCGUGCGCGAGUCCGUUCUGUGUGGCGGCUCAAAGAGGCGACCAGCUCCCUCCAUCUCACGCCGACUAACUUGACCUUUUUUUUUUUGUUUCAACGUCCAACACUGACGUCCAGAGUUGUCUCACCUUCUUUUGUACGGCGGCAUUAUCAAUGAGACAGAAACCUACAGACGGAAGUAGUUUGUGAAUAUGUAUAAUUUCGCUCUUUUGUAAAUACCGAGGAAAUAUUAUGAAUGAUGUUUUGGUUUCAGAUCAUUUAUGAUAAACACUUGAGGCUUUGAAAAAAUGCGACAGCGGCGUCUUUUUGUAUGUGAAAACAAAGGAGCAUAAUUCAAGCUGAUGAACAUGUCUGUGUACCACUGCAGGAAACUAGCUAACCGGGUUUGUAAGUACUGAUGUACAUAAAAGAAUGGCAGAGCAUUUUUGUCUAUUAAUAAAUGUGAAAUUCUACUGUCGUGUCACUGUUUGUGUUUAUUCAGCAGGAAUCACGAAUCUGCUCCGACUGUUGCAGUACAUUAUGGGUCAGAGGUUGACGCUGUGUCUUGAGAGUGGCUGGAGUCCAUCCCAGCUACCUGGGGCGAGGGGCGAGAAAACUUUUCGUCAACUUCUCUUCCUCACUUUUUCUCCUCCCUCCCUUCUGGUUUCACCUCCAUCGAUCCACCGUCCGUUUCAAUUCUUCCCAUCUCAAUAAUUCUCUUCCUUCCCUCCACACGUUUUCGUUCCCACCCACACUUUUCCUCAGCAGUUCUGUUUUCUCUUUAUGACUUCCAACCUCUUCACACAGGUUUUUCUGCUCACAGCACCUUGUCUCUUACCUUCUCAUCCUCCUCUCCUCUGAUUCUUCUCUCCACAUUUGUUGUGUUUUUCCACUGUAACCUGAAGAGAGGUUUAGUUCCUGAAGCAGAGCCGGCGAAUCGGAGAGGACCUCGUGUAAACCCUGAACGGGAUCGGUCGAGAGGUUCCUUGUUUAGAUUUCGAUAAAAUGUCAGCCGACAGUAACGUUCUCUGGAGAGAAACACAAACUUGUGUGCCACACAGGUCUCAUGAUAUUGUGUCUAGCAAUUCAUGACUCUGCCCCAAUGUUAUUUAGAUAUAUAAAAUGUAUAUAUUUUCUCUUUUUUUGUCACUGCGCUUUGUUUUCCUUUUGUUUAAUUGUGGAAAGUUGUGCAGCUUUGCGUGUUCUACUGUGUGUACAGUUGCUUUGUGUACGUCAUUGAUAUUUAGUGUCUUUACUGUCUUUAUUGUCUACUGUUGUGGUGCAUUAUGGGGCUUGAGAGGUGAGAGCACAUUUAACGUUCAGUCACCAUCGCGGUAAUUCUGUCGUAAAUGGGAAUCUUUUGCUGAAAUAAAUCAGCUACGAGAUGCUGAGCUAUUUGAAGAUCAACUGCUCCACCUCUAGUAGAGAAAUGUCUCUAGCGGCGUUGAUCUUUAUGCUAAUGCUAAAGCUAACCAUGCGAAAUGCAAAGAAGCGCUAGUAAGAUCACUUGUUCGUAUGUUUCUGUGGUGACGCAGAAGGGAUCACAUUGUUUGUUAAACGCGAGAAAAGUUAAAUGUCUACUGUCGGCAUGAAUCGCGACUUUGUCGCCACGAAUUUUCCCCAUUUUGUUGUAGCUUCUUUUCCAUUUGCGUUUUAGUGAGGUUUGAAUUGGAAAUGUGAGCCUCAUGUUGUAAAGCAGUGCAGUUGAUUCAACAACACAAUUUAAUACAUUUGCAGUACAACUUUAACCCGUGUUAUUGACUCGUAACUGUCGAUUUUCCGCCUCAAAUUUUGUGACAUUUUUGUGUUUGAGUUGUCGUUGAAUUUCCCCAGAAGAGUCCGAAUGAUGUGGCCACAUUUGUCGCGGCCAUGUUGCCGUCAAACAUCAGGGAAAUCACGAGUGAAGCAGCUCAUUCUUCCACGCUAUGUUUUGGCCCGUCAUUAAAAAUCGUACCAUCUUCCUCCGCUGUAGCAGGAGUCGCUUCUCUGCCCACAGCCGCCGCUUCUCUUUUCUGUUGUUGAGAAAUUAUGAAUGUUUCUUUUCCACAUUGCCGCUCAGAGAAAUGAGCUCGUUGUUGCGGCGCAGUAAUGAUCUGAGCGAGUUUUGGGGCGACUGACACCUCCAGUUCCAGGAGCGUCCUGCAGUGCUGCCGCCUGUCUGCCGCGCCCUGAACUGAGGCGGAGCCGCUUCUCCCUCAGACUCGACACCUCCACCCAGCUUCCAACACACUCACACACGGUUCACACCAGGGUCUCUUUUAUUAAAGCGUCCGAUUCAAGUUGUAAAAGUUUUCAUAAAUACAUGUUUCAGUCGACCCGCACAGGUGUCACACACACAGGGAAUAUACGGCGUGGGAUACACACGUCACAGGCCAGAUGGACACUUCCCCACGUGUGUGUCGGGGCCGGUCUCCACGGCGCCCCCUGGCUGCUGGGUCACAGAGGAGAAGCAGGACCUGAGGGUCCCGAGCCGUCAGUCGGAGGACCAGCUUGUGUUCAAGAGCAGCUGACGGCGGCUCUCCAACUGGGGACGGUCAGACACGCAGCAGCAGCAGGAUCUGGUCAGCAGAGGCAUUCAGUUUUACUGGAGGCGUGGAUGAGUGACAGGUGGGUUGGUGAUUGUCAGGAUGACGGAGUGAUGUCCCCCAAACAAACUCAUCAGCUCCUCAAGCUGAUGGUGAGUGGUGCGAGUGAGAGCAUGAACCAUCCCACUCACUCACUCAUUCAGUCCGUUUAUUGUCGUUCUGAUCCAAACGCUUGGUCUCCUUCUUCUUCACGUGG
This is a messenger RNA of Synchiropus splendidus (mandarinfish), 11254 nucleotides long. It is a transcript of the gene atrn, whose product is annotated as attractin. The record is from RefSeq and is a predicted model, not a curated record. Gene Ontology annotation, cellular component: Golgi apparatus. Gene Ontology annotation, molecular function: protein binding. Lineage: Eukaryota; Metazoa; Chordata; Actinopteri; Syngnathiformes; Callionymidae. The transcript is spliced from 29 exons. The coding region runs from base 233 to 4369 and encodes 1378 amino acids.